UCGGCAAGAAGAAGAGCGUUAUUUUGAUCGUUAAUUUUUGUCGGUGCAUUUGUUUGAUUUAAAAUGGAGCUCAGAUUGGACAUGUUAACCCUCUGCAGGACCUGCCUGCAGGAUGGAGAGACCCACAUGGUGUCCAUCUACGAGGCAGCGGAUGAUAAACAGCACGGUGGCAUUUCCCUGUGCGAGAAAAUCGAAAGUUUAAGCGGAAUUCAGAUAAAGCCCACGGCGGAGGAGGUGCUGCCCACCAGGAUCUGUCUUAGAUGCAAGGCAUUCCUAACCCUGGCCCACAAAUUCCGGCAGAUUUGUCAACGCUCCAAUGAAUUUCUGAGGGAAUAUGUGGUUAAGGAUGCACUGCAGCCAGUGGAUGCUACACCGGAGUCCACACCUCCUCCACCUGUGGAAACGGAGCAGUAUGAACCCGUGGAGGUGGAGGUGCUCGAGGAGGGGGCUUGGUCCACCGAAGAUCUGAUCGAGGAGGCAGAAACACCGGUGGCGGAGAAGGAGAAGUCCAUGGUUCUGGCUGUGCAAAUGAUUCCUGGCCCUGAUCCUGCUCCCUCGACCGCUCCUCCUGCAGUCCCGUCUAAGCUCCAUGUGUGCGAGAUGUGUGGCAAUGGUUAUCCCAGGAAAAGCACCCUGGACACCCACAUGCGACGGCAUAACGAUGAACGACCCUACGAAUGCGAGAUCUGCCACAAGUGCUUCCAUGUCAACUACCAGCUGAAGCGCCACAUGCGUUAUCACACAGGAGCAAAACCAUACACCUGCCAAUAUUGCCAACGCAGCUUCGCAGAUCGCACUUCCCUCGUUAAGCACGAAAGAACCCAUCGAAAUGAGCGUCCCUAUGCCUGCAAAACAUGCGAAAAAACCUUUACUUACGCCAGUGUCCUUAAAAUGCACUACAAAACGCACACGGGCGAGAAACCUCACACAUGUCGACUGUGCAGCAAAAACUUUGCUCGCACUCACAAUUUGGUGGCCCAUUUGCAGACCCAGCAGCAUAUAAAUGAUCCACGAUUACCUGCCUAUUUAAACACGUUUAAAGUGGGAAACCCAGCAAGUAUUCCCUAA
Molecule: messenger RNA, 1068 nt
Organism: Drosophila takahashii
Lineage: Eukaryota; Metazoa; Arthropoda; Insecta; Diptera; Drosophilidae
Product: transcription factor Ouib
Biological process (GO): regulation of gene expression
Cellular component (GO): nucleus
Molecular function (GO): zinc ion binding
Source: RefSeq, a predicted model, not a curated record